AAAUUUCUUUCAGAAAUGGAGGGUAGACGCAUGGGUACGAGGAACAACCCGAGAGGGCAAACUCCGGUGACGUCCGAAGGGGUUAGCCAGGUUGCAUCUCGGGGCGCGAGAGGCGGUAGGAGAGGCCGUGGAGGCCGUGGAGGCCGUGGAGGCCGGGGAGGUCAUCGGGCUCAAACCGUGAGCGAUGGCCAUGUUAGCUCGGUGCAUGGGACUCACACCGAGGAUUACGACUCUACAUAUGUUCCCGAGACGGAACAUGAGGAGACCCCAUAUGAUGGGGGUGAUACGUACACCGAUGAUGAUGACAAUGAUGAGAGUGAUGCCAAAUUCGCCCAGAUGUGUGAAUUGUUUGAGUGGUAUCAAAAGGAAAAGCUGAGGCGAGAUCUUAGGCGCCAAGCUAGGCGUGCCUCUCAGGGGGCUUCAGGUCACGGGAGCCGGGGGGCAUCCGUGGCUACACCUGUGGCGUCACAGGGAGUACAGGGCGGAGGUUUUUGUGUAAGAGUCUCCAAAUACCUCAAGGAGGCUAGGGCCUUGGGGUGUAAGUCAUUUGAUGGCAAAGGCGACAUAUCUGUGGCUGCUGAUUGGAUCAAGAAACUGAACGAGGCUGCUAGGGAUAUGCAGAUCGGGCUUGAUAUAAAGCUAACGAUUGCUACCAGGCUACUGGAGGGGGUAGCUGCUGUAUGGUGGGAAGGCGUGGAAGGAAAGUUCCACGGUGAGACCACCUGGGAGAGAUUCGAAGUAGAGUUCUAUAACCAGUACUACUCCGAAUUUGAGAAGAAUCAGAAAAGGAAGGAAUACAUGACUUUGACACAGGAGGAUGGGUGCUCGGUAAGGAAAUUGGAACAGAGGUUCCGGGACUUGGCACGAUACAUACCUGAGUACGCCAUGGAUGAGAACCGCAUGGCUAAUCACUUCUGGGAUACCCUACAGUUGGAUAUCCGUGAUAGGGCCACCUACAAUCAUCACAUGACCUUUAGUGAGAUUGUGGAUCAAGGGCUACUUGGGGAAGCCAAGUGGAAUGAAAGGAAGAAGAGAGACGCCGAAGAGGCGAAGAAGAGGAGAUGGGGAAAUUCUGGACCCCAAGACCAUUCUCGGAAACAUCACGCCGGGAAUGGAAGUUCAUUUAGGGCGCCGGAACCACCGGCAAAGAAGAGCAAGGGUCCAGGAGGGCAAGGGCACAGCUCGGAAAGCGUAAGGCCACCGAGGUGUCUAAACUGUAACAAGAAUCAUGCCGGGAAAUGCAAUGCACCACCCCGGUGCUACAAGUGUGGUAGUACUAGUCACCUCAAGCUUUCUUGCCCAAUGUUGAAUGGAGGGGGACCAUCGGGGGCUAUGGAAGGACCUACGGCUAGUAGGGGACGUGCGGGACCAUCACAGGCCGGCACGGGAAGGGGCGGACCUACGGCGAGCAAUGCCGCGUCCGUUAACCAAGGGAGGACCCAGGCACGUGUGUAUGCAAUGACCGAGGCGGAUGCGCGAGCAAACCCGGACUCUGUUGCAGGUUGAGGCUAGAGUCCUACUACCUGCACCUUUGCCUAGGGUGAUUGAUCAAGGAGGAAGACGUGGUUCGUGCUUCCAUUCUCAUUUGAAAUAAUGCAACUGCUCAUGGAUAUUUUUAACAAUGUUUUCUAUUAAAACAUUUGGGGGGCCUGCGUGCCCGUAUUUGCCACGUGUGGCUAAGUAUCAAACAUAUCUUAUUUUCCGCAUUUGUUUGACUAAUAUAUAUUGAUGUUGAUUGUAUGGGUUUACUAAUCGGUUUGGCAAAAGAAUCUAACGGACGCCUUGUAUGAUCUGAUAAGAAUGAACUACGUUGUUCUUAUUGGGUUGUACGGCGGUUGUCUACGUGGCGCGGACGCGGUCCGGGGCGUGACAAUUAAGUGGUAUCAGAGCCAGGUUUUUCUAAACUAUAUAAUUAACCUCUCAAUAUAGGAUCAUCAAAAAGUUUUGAACAAAACCAUGAGCAAAAGUUUUUGUACUUAAGGAACCGUUGGAAACCAAAUUAUUGACCUCUUAUUGUUAAGACGGUACCCUUAACAGUUUGUUGGCCAUAAUGUUGGACCAAGUGGUGUCUUUUGUACUAUUCCGUCAAUCGACAUUGAUACGAGUCUAACGGCUCAUUCCAAAUUUCUUUCAGAAAUGGAGGGUAGACGCAUGGGUACGAGGAACAACCCGAGAGGGCAAACUCCGGUGACGUCCGAAGGGGUUAGCCAGGUUGCAUCUCGGGGCGCGAGAGGCGGUAGGAGAGGCCGUGGAGGCCGUGGAGGCCGUGGAGGCCGGGGAGGUCAUCGGGCUCAAACCGUGAGCGAUGGCCAUGUUAGCUCGGUGCAUGGGACUCACACCGAGGAUUACGACUCUACAUAUGUUCCCGAGACGGAACAUGAGGAGACCCCAUAUGAUGGGGGUGAUACGUACACCGAUGAUGAUGACAAUGAUGAGAGUGAUGCCAAAUUCGCCCAGAUGUGUGAAUUGUUUGAGUGGUAUCAAAAGGAAAAGCUGAGGCGAGAUCUUAGGCGCCAAGCUAGGCGUGCCUCUCAGGGGGCUUCAGGUCACGGGAGCCGGGGGGCAUCCGUGGCUACACCUGUGGCGUCACAGGGAGUACAGGGCGGAGGUUUUUGUGUAAGAGUCUCCAAAUACCUCAAGGAGGCUAGGGCCUUGGGGUGUAAGUCAUUUGAUGGCAAAGGCGACAUAUCUGUGGCUGCUGAUUGGAUCAAGAAACUGAACGAGGCUGCUAGGGAUAUGCAGAUCGGGCUUGAUAUAAAGCUAACGAUUGCUACCAGGCUACUGGAGGGGGUAGCUGCUGUAUGGUGGGAAGGCGUGGAAGGAAAGUUCCACGGUGAGACCACCUGGGAGAGAUUCGAAGUAGAGUUCUAUAACCAGUACUACUCCGAAUUUGAGAAGAAUCAGAAAAGGAAGGAAUACAUGACUUUGACACAGGAGGAUGGGUGCUCGGUAAGGCAAUUGGAACAGAGGUUCCGGGACUUGGCACGAUACAUACCUGAGUACGCCAUGGAUGAGAACCGCAUGGCUAAUCACUUCUGGGAUACCCUACAGUUGGAUAUCCGUGAUAGGGCCACCUACAAUCAUCACAUGACCUUUAGUGAGAUUGUGGAUCAAGGGCUACUUGGGGAAGCCAAGUGGAAUGAAAGGAAGAAGAGAGACGCCGAAGAGGCGAAGAAGAGGAGAUGGGGAAAUUCUGGACCCCAAGACCAUUCUCGGAAACAUCACGCCGGGAAUGGAAGUUCAUUUAGGGCGCCGGAACCACCGGCAAAGAAGAGCAAGGGUCCAGGAGGGCAAGGGCACAGCUCGGAAAGCGUAAGGCCACCGAGGUGUCUAAACUGUAACAAGAAUCAUGCCGGGAAAUGCAAUGCACCACCCCGGUGCUACAAGUGUGGUAGUACUAGUCACCUCAAGCUUUCUUGCCCAAUGUUGAAUGGAGGGGGACCAUCGGGGGCUAUGGAAGGACCUACGGCUAGUAGGGGACGUGCGGGACCAUCACAGGCCGGCACGGGAAGGGGCGGACCUACGGCGAGCAAUGCCGCGUCCGUUAACCAAGGGAGGACCCAGGCACGUGUGUAUGCAAUGACCGAGGCGGAUGCGCGAGCAAACCCGGACUCUGUUGCAGGUUGAGGCUAGAGUCCUACUACCUGCACCUUUGCCUAGGGUGAUUGAUCAAGGAGGAAGACGUGGUUCGUGCUUCCAUUCUCAUUUGAAAUAAUGCAACUGCUCAUGGAUAUUUUUAACAAUGUUUUCUAUUAAAACAUUUGGGGGGCCUGCGUGCCCGUAUUUGCCACGUGUGGCUAAGUAUCAAACAUAUCUUAUUUUCCGCAUUUGUUUGACUAAUAUAUAUUGAUGUUGAUUGUAU
Cuscuta epithymum is the source of this 3862-nucleotide messenger RNA. The record is from the annotation of a GenBank genome assembly. NCBI's taxonomy places the organism in Eukaryota, Viridiplantae, Streptophyta, Magnoliopsida, Solanales, Convolvulaceae.